Equus caballus (horse) is the source of this 951-nucleotide messenger RNA. NCBI's taxonomy places the organism in Eukaryota, Metazoa, Chordata, Mammalia, Perissodactyla, Equidae. The record is from RefSeq and is a predicted model, not a curated record.
AUGGCUGGAGGAAGGAACAACACAACAGUUGCCAAAUUCAUCCUUUUGGGAUUCUCAGAUUUUCCCAAGCUCAAGAUUGCUCUCUUUACAGUAUUCUUGGGGACUUAUCUCUUGACAGUGGCCUGGAACCUGAGCCUCAUCAUCCUGAUUAAGAUGGACUCCUCCCUACAUACACCCAUGUACUUCUUCCUCAGCAACUUAUCCUUUAUAGAUUUAUGCUAUGUUACCUCCACAACCCCCAAAAUGCUCUCAGGCUUCUUCCAGAAGACUAAAUUCAUCUCCUUUGUGGGGUGCGCCAUACAAUACUUCUUCUUCUCUAGCCUAGGUCUGACUGAGUGCUGUCUCCUAGCAGCCAUGGCUUAUGAUCGAUAUGCUGCCAUUUGUAAUCCUCUUCUCUACACAAACAUCAUGUCCCCCACCCUCUGUGAGCAGAUGGUGGUUGCAGCCUAUAUAACUGGUAUCUUUGGCUCAUCUAUCCAACUGUGUGCUUUACUUCAGCUCGAUUUCUGUGGACCAAAUAUUAUCAACCAUUUCUUCUGUGACCUGCCUCAAUUAUUAGUCCUAUCGUGCUCUGAAACUUUUUUCCUACAUGUUAUAAAGUUUGUGAUAGCAGUGAUUUUUGGUCUGACAUCUGUCAUAAUCAUCAUGAUAUCUUAUGGUUAUAUUGUUGCCACCAUCCUGAAGAUCAGCUCGCUUGAAGGCAGGUCUAAGGCCUUCAACACCUGUGCUUCUCACCUGACAGCAGUGACCUUUUAUUUUGGAUCAGGACUCUUUGUCUAUAUGCACUCCAGCACUGAUAGUUCUCUGGGUUAUGACAAGAUGGCAUCAGUCUUCUAUACAGUGGUGAUCCCCAUGUUGAAUCCUUUGAUUUAUUGUCUCAGGAACCAGGAAAUCAAAGAUGCCCUUACUAGGUGUAAGAAGAAGAGAAUAUUUUCCCAUUGUCACAGUUAA